This is a messenger RNA of Leptopilina heterotoma, 2001 nucleotides long. RefSeq names its product neprilysin-2-like. The transcript is spliced from 8 exons. Gene Ontology annotation, biological process: protein processing. Gene Ontology annotation, molecular function: metalloendopeptidase activity. The coding region runs from base 1 to 1959 and encodes 652 amino acids. Lineage: Eukaryota; Metazoa; Arthropoda; Insecta; Hymenoptera; Figitidae. The record is from RefSeq and is a predicted model, not a curated record. Gene Ontology annotation, cellular component: plasma membrane.
AUGGAGAAUUUAGACUACAGCAUAGAUCCGUGCGACAAUUUUUACAAAUUUGCUUGCGGUAAAUUUAUAAAUUCUAUUGUUAUUCCGGAUGACAAAACAUAUGUUGAUGCUUUUAGUUUUGUUGAAGAUAGAAUUCAAGUGCAAUUGAAAGAUGCUCUCGAGGAGGAAAUCAAACAUAACGAGACAAGACAUGUGAAAAUAAUUAAGACUUUUUAUAAAAAUUGCAUAAAUGAAAUUGCAAUAAAUGAGAAGGGCUUGCAAACUGCGAUUGAUAUUUUGAAGAAAUUAGGUGGAUGGCCCGUUUUGGAAGGAGAUUCUUGGAGAGAAGAGAAUUUUAACUGGCAACAAUUAGUUUAUAAAUUUAAAAGAGAAAGUAUUCCGCUAACUAAUUUUUUCGAAUCAGGAGUUGUUAUUGAUUCAAAAAACAGUUCAAAAAGAGUAUUAUAUAUUGAUCAACCACUACUUGAUCUGACUCAUGAAAAUAUUAAACAAGGUUUCAGCAAUAACGUUGUUGAAGCUUACUACAAAUACAUGAUUGAUAUAGCAGUUGAUUUUGGAGCUGACGAAACAAAGGCCAAAUGGGAGUUGAAAAAAUCACUCGAAUUAGAAAUGAAUUUAGUGAAUAUUUCAACGCCAGAGGAUCGAGAUGAAAGUGUGCUGUACUCCCUGACAAUAGAGGAACUUGAAAAAAAGUAUACUAGUAUGUCGUGGAAACAGUACUUCAACAGUUUACUGAAUUUAGAUAAUCAAAUUGACGAAAACGAUUCGGUGUUAGUCAAGAAUCCCACUUUCUUCAGUGAAUUUGAAAAGUUAAUAGAGCAUGUUCCAAAAAGAGAUCAAGCAAACUUUAUUAUGUGGAAAGUAGUCAAAGGGAUGAUCAGUUAUCUAGACGACAAUGUCCGAAUGAGAGAGUUAAGAUACUUAACUGAUACCGUUGGACAAAAAGAAAGAGAACCUAGAUGGAAAGAAUGUGUCUUACAUGCAAUGGAUAACUUUGGACACAGUAUUGGUUCGAUUUAUGUCAAUAAAUAUUUUAAUAGAGGAUCUCGAAGUGAUGUACGAGAAAUGUUCGAAAACAUAAGAGAUGCAUUUGGAAAUCUUUUGAGAAGGCUGAAUUGGGUAGACGAUGUAACGAAGAAAUAUUUAUUAGACAAACUCGAAUCAAUGGGAGCUUUCAUUGCUUAUGCCGAUGAACACCUCGAUGAUGGAAAGAUUGAUGAGUUCUAUGAAAAACUGGAAAUAACGAUUGGAGAUCAUGUCGAAUCGAUGUUGAAUCUAACGUUAUUCAAUACUAAUUAUUUAUUAGGACUGUGGAAAAAACCUGUGGAUAAGGAGAGUUGGACUUUCAGCGUCAGCCCAGUAAUUGUAGAUGCAUUUUAUUCGUUGAAUAUUGAUAGCAUUCUCGUUCCAGGAGGUAUUCUUCAAGGAGCUUUUUAUAGUAAAGAUAGACCCUCGUUCAUGAAUUAUGGUGCUAUCGGUUUUUUAAUAGCUCACGAAAUUACUCACUUUUUCGAUAUAAAUAUGAAGAAGAUUGCAGAGGAGAAAGCAAAGAAAUAUAUUUCAAAAGUUGAAUGUUUUAUUCAGCAAUAUGAAAAUUACACAGCUGAAGAUGUUAGUCUGAAUUUAAACGGACGCAGCACCCAAAGGGAAAAUAUUGCAGAUAAUGGGGGGAUAGAAAUUGCCUAUUUAGCUUACAAAAAAUGGGUAGAAGUGCAUGGACCUGAAAUGAUUUACGAUACAAAAUUGACACAAUCUCAACUUUUCUGGAUUAGUACUGCUCAAAUUUGGUGUACUAAAUACAGACCCAAAGAGUUGAUAAAUAAAAUUUCUAACGACAUAUACAGUCCAGCAGAAUUCAGGGUUUUGGGAUCAUUUUCCAAUAGACCCGAAUUCGCAAAAGAUUUUAAUUGUUCAAGUGACUCUAAGAUGAUAGCAAAAAAUAUAUGUUCUGUUUGGUAAAAUUAUUAAUAAAAAAUGGACUAGUGCUAGUAAAAAUAAUUU